UGCUGCUGCCGCUGCCUGUGUCUGGUUGCCCCCGCUGCUACUGCCCCUGUGUGUCCUGCGUGGAUUUGCAUACCCUGAUUUCCGUGGGACUGGGAAGCGAGGAAGAGGAGGGCGCUGCGCCUUUCAGGAACCGAAGUGGUGGGGGAGGAAGAGCCGCAAACAGCCCCACUAACUUCACGGAGUCAUUAACAACUUUGCGGCGGCUGGGAACUACUUUUCCUCACCCCGGCGGCUUCCCUCUUUUUGGAUUCUUGUUUGUUUGUUUGUCUCUACCGGGAGGGGGGAAGGAAGGACGGGAAACGGGCCGAGUUGAACCCGGGUUUGAAGGGCUGUGGCCAUGGCCGGGGGAGGAGGAGGAGGCGGCGGAGGGGUUUCUCCGCUGGGGCCCGCUCCGCCGAUGUGGUACCACCGGGACCUGAGCCGAGCCGCGGCCGAGGAGCUGCUGGCCCGGGCGGGGAGGGACGGCAGCUUUCUGGUGCGGGACAGCGAGAGUGUCAGCGGGGCUUACGCCCUGUGUGUGCUGUUUCAGAAGCACGUCCACACCUACAGGAUCCUGCCCGAUGAUGAGGGCUUUCUGGCCGUGCAGACGUCCCAGGGCGUUCAGCCCAAGCGGUUUAAGACGCUGCCGGAGCUGGUGUCUCUGUACCUGCAGCCCAACCAGGGCCUGGUCACGACCCUGCUGUACGCUGUGGAAAGGGAGGAGACGGCGCUCACUGAUGACAGGGACUAUUCAGACGGAGAGGAUGAGAAGCCGCCCCUCCCCCCUCGCUCUGCCUCCACCUCCACUCCCCCCGGACCUGAAACGCCUACAGAAAGCACUCCGGCAGCCAACGGCCUGAGCACCAUCUCCCACGAGUACCUGAAGGGCAGCUACGCCCUGGACCUGGAGGCCGUCAAACAGGGAGCGUCCUCCCUGCCUCAUCUCAACAAGACGCUGGUGGCCUCCUGUAAACGUCUCAACGGGGAGGUGGAUAAGGUUCUGUCUGGUCUGGAGAUCCUCUCUAAAGUGUUUGAUCAGCAGAGUGCUUUCAUGGUCUCUAAGAUGAUCCAACAGUCGGUGAAUCAGGGAGGAGACCAGGAGCUGGAGAACUUGGUGACCAAGCUGGCUAUUCUCAAAGACCUGCUGUCCUCCAUUGAGAAGAAGGCUCUGAAAGCGCUACAGGACAUGAGUUUGUCCUCAGCGGGCUCCCCUCCGCCUUUCUCGAUGCGCCACAGCAAAGCCAUUCCUGUGCAGGCCUUUGAGGUGAAGCUGGACGUUUACCUGGCAGAGCUGACAAAGAUAGGAAAGAGCCAGAAAUACACGUUGUCCGUGGACGUCGAGGGAGGGAGGCUGGUCGUGAUGAAGAAGGUGAAGGACAAUCAGGAGGACUGGACCACCUUUACGCACGACAAAAUACGUCAGCUGAUCAAGUCCCAGAGGGUCCAGAACAAACUGGGCAUUGUCUUUGAGAAGGAGAAGGACAAGAGUCAGAGGAAAGACUUCAUCUUUGCCAGUGCCAAGAAGCGGGAGGCAUUCUGCCAGCUGCUGCAGCUGAUGAAGAACAAACAUUCCAACCAGGACGAGCCCGACAUGAUUUCCAUCUUCAUAGGCACCUGGAACAUGGGCUCAGUCCCUUCGCCUAAGUCGGUGGCUUCCUGGGUGCUGUGCCGCGGCCUGGGGAAGACGCUGGACGAGAUGACCGUGGCCAUCCCCUAUGACCUUUACGUGUUCGGAACGCAGGAGAACUCUGUGUGCGACCGGGAGUGGGUGGAGUCGCUGCGAGCCGUGCUGAAGGAGCAGACGGAGCUGGAUUAUAAACCGAUCGCCGUGCAGACGCUGUGGAGCAUAAAACUUGCCGUGUUGGUGAAACCUGAGCACGAAAACAGGAUCAGCCAUGUGGGGAUGUCCAGUGUCAAGACAGGGAUCGCCAAUACUCUGGGUAACAAAGGAGCUGUUGGCGUUUCAUUCAUGUUCAACGGGACGUCGUUUGGAUUCGUAAACUGUCAUCUGACAUCAGGGAACGAGAAGAUUGCCAGGAGGAACCAGAACUACCUUGAUAUCCUGCGGCUGCUGUCUUUAGGAGACAAACAGCUGAGCUCCUUUGACAUCUCGCUGCGCUUCACGCACCUCUUCUGGCUCGGAGACCUCAACUACAGGCUGGACAUGGACAUCCAGGAAAUCUUAAAUUACAUUAACAGGAAGGAAUUUGAGCCUCUGCUGAAGGUGGACCAGCUCAACCUGGAGAGGGAGAAGAAUAAAGUGUUUUUACGCUUUGCCGAGGAAGAGAUCUCGUUCCCCCCCACCUACCGCUACGAGCGAGGCUCCAGGGACACGUACGUGUGGCAGAAACAGAAAGCGACGGGGAUGAGGACGAACGUGCCAUCGUGGUGUGACCGGAUCCUCUGGAAGUCAUACCCAGAAACGCACAUUGUGUGCAACUCCUACGGCUGUACAGAUGAUAUUGUGACCAGCGACCAUUCCCCUGUGUUUGCUACGUUUGAAGUCGGAGUGACGUCUCAGUUUGUCUCCAAGAAAGGUCUACCAAAGUCUUCAGAGCAGGCCUACAUCGAGUUCGAGAGCAUCGAGGCCAUCGUGAAGACGGCGAGCCGGACUAAGUUCUUCAUUGAGUUCUACUCCACUUGUCUGGAAGAGUUCAAGAAGAGCUACGAGAACGACAGCCAGAGCAGCGACAACGUGAACUUCCUGCGCGUGGGCUGGUCCAACAAGCAGCUCACCACCCUCAAACCUCUGCUGUCGGAGAUCGAGUACCUGCAGGACCAGCAUCUGCUGCUGACCGUCAAGUCCGUGGAUGGCUACGAGUCCUACGGAGAGUGUGUGUUGGCGCUUAAGUCAAUGAUCGGCAGCACGGCCCAGCAGUUCCACACCUACCUGUCGCACCGAGGAGAAGAAACGGGAAACAUCCGCGGCUCCAUGAGGGUCAGGGUCCCGGCCGAGCGGAUGGGCACCAGGGAGCGUCUCUAUGAGUGGAUCAGCGUGGACCAGGACGAGACGGGCGGACCCAAAGGGAAAUCCACCAUGGUGUCCCGCGUGGGACACGAGUACGUGAAACAGUCUGUGGUUCGCAAACAGGUCGGAGAGCUGGGAAAGGUCAGCGAGGAGGGAGAGAAAAGCUGCAAGGAGGAAACUGCUGCGAGACCCAAACAGGACACGCCGGACGGAGAGUCGUCUGUCGGCAAAAACAGCUUCAACAACCCCGCCUACUACAUCCUGGAGGGCGUCCCCCACCCGUCCGCUCUUCCUCCUGAGCUCCUGCCGUCUCCUACCUCUCCGACCACGCCGACCGCCAAAGCCCCGCCUCGAACCAAGCCUCCCCCUGCCGCCUCCGGGCCCGCUCACCCCCGCAGGACUGUGGCCCGGGGGGUCAGCGAGGAGAGCUCCUCGGAGGACGACGGAGCUGGCGCUCUGGCAGCGGCUCAGGGAGGAGGCGCGGCGGGAGCGCUGGGAAACACGCUGAACCGCCCCCCUCCUGACUUCCCGCCUCCUCCUCUCCCCAAAGGAGCCCUGGAGACCGUCGCAGAGGCCCCGUUCAGCAAGCCCCGCUCCCUUUACCCGGACCUGGCUGAGGUCAGGAUCCCGCCGGCCGGUCCUGGUGGGGGCCUCGCCCUCGGAGAGGGUUUGAGGCGCGGGGGGGCGGGCGCCCUGGACGAUCAGUCGUGCUCUGUGCUGCAGAUGGCAAAGACUCUGAGCGAGAGCGAGUUCCCCGGACAGCCGCCCCGCGCUCCCUCCGCACCGCCACCCGGCCGAGGGACCCCGAUCGGUAUCCUGGACGCAUGCCGCACCUUCCCACCUAGGAACCCCAUCCCAGAGAGCAUCGCGGAGGACAUGUCAGAGGAGGCACUGUGGGGCAGCAGCAGCUCGUCUCUGUCUGUGGGCGAGUCGUCGGUGGGGGAGUGGCUGCAGAGACUGGGCCUGGAGAGAUACGAGCAGGGCCUGCUGCACAACGGCUGGGACGAUCUGGAGUUCCUCAGUGACAUCACAGAAGAGGACCUGGAGGAGGCUGGAGUGCUGGAUCCGGCCCACAAGCAGAUGCUGCUGGAGAGCCUCAGACAGCAGCAGCAGCAGCAGCAGCAGAAAUAAACUGCAGCAAACUGGUCUUUGACCUGUCUGAGCCGGCGCGGGGCCACACCGGCUCCCAAAAAGCCCGGAUCUCCGCUGAACCAACCCGACCCGACUCAAGCUGGAACCUGCUAACUGGUGCCAGGCAGUGCCUUCUCAGAGAAAAUUGCACUCCAUUUGUACUUUCAAGAACACUUGCUGACCCGACGUCCUCUUUCAUUUGUACUGUAUGUGUGUUGUUGUUGUUGUUGUUGUUGUUGUUAGAGAUGUGGCCUUAUUUAAUCGUUUCAGUCCUUCGAGCAUCACUACAGAACCCCUUGCUGUAAAUGCAAUAAGAACGUUAUUUUUUACACGGUCAUAUAGGUAGAUCUGAUGCUUGGGGGGGGGCGGUGCAGUCUGUGCUGUGACGUCAGAUCUGACCUGUAGCUUAGAGACAUUAAAGCCGAUUUCCUUUUUUUUUUUUUUUUUUUUUUUUUUUUUUUUUUUUUUUAAACCCCCCUGGGAGUUGGAUUCUGGACGAGGAUCCAUUAAAAGUGGGCAGAUUUGAGACUUUCAAAGUCUUAUUUUUUGGGAAAUCGGAGCUUUAGAGGAGCUGCUUGUUGGCUCUGUGAUUGGGGCGAACAGGAUGUAGCGACAAAUGAAGCUAGCUUUUUCAAUCUCAAACGAUCUGAGCUUUCUUUGUUUUGUCAGAUCUUGUAUUUUUUGUAUUCAUGUCUGUGCCACGGUUGAUUUGAUUCACAUCGGUGUCUCUGCAUGUAUUUAUAAUUAUACGUUUAAUUCUUAUUAUUAUAAAGGGAAUUCUCAGCUACAUUUGGAGCUGGAACUGUGCAUUUAUCUCCCCCACUGUUCUUGCACAACUGAUACUGACAUUUUGAAAUGGUGGGAAAAGCUUAUUACGAUGUUUACCCCCAGACUUGACAGAGUUGAUGUGCAAGUACCGAACAUUUUCUGUAUAACUGGGGAAGGAAGGCUAUAAAGUUCCACGCGCACACACACACACACACACACUCGAGGUCAUCGAAUGCUGCACCAAGGUCUGGUGAGACUGAAUAUUACAUCUUUUUAAGCCGCUAAAUUUAAAAUUUCUGAGCCUGUGUCCGUGUAGCUUGUGUGUCACAUUUUUACUCGUUUCAUUUCAUCUGUCUCAAAUGCCACAGCGUUCAGGGAAUUGGUUGACAUGGCGUCGGAGAUUUGCAAGUUCAGAUUUCAGAAGCCAUCGCAAUGUCGUUUUUUUGUCGUACCAUGAUUAGAUAUAGAGCUGAUUUUAUGUUUUUUGUUGUCAUAACUUCGAGACGUUUCUGUAUUUUAGGGCCAUUUUCUUGCGCGCAUUGCUGGGUUUGGGUUUGUAUCCCAAGUUAACCAGCAGGUGGUGCUGUUUCCCCAACGCUGGGCCCUGAUUAUGGCAACACGGAAAGUUUUUAACUCUUCAGCCAGCGGUUUGCCCAUGAUUUCCUUUUAAGUGAUGCUUUAUACAAUUAUAUUUAUAGGAUCACACUAAAGUAUUUACGGUCUUAUUAUCACCUUGCAAUGAAAAAAAGGUUGGAAUGGAAAACUCUAACUGAGCGUUCAGACAUAGAAAUUGAAUCUGAAUCGGACCUUUUCUUUGGGGGGGGGGAAUGAUUUCCAGUUUUGUUUUAUUUUUUAUUUUUCUCCCCAGUUUUCUUUGUACCCCAAACAGCCAAACCCCAACAUAUGUCAUUUAAACGUGUCAAAUCCUUCCAGUGUUCUCAGUUAUGUGAGAGUUUAUAUUUGUCUGUGUGGAAUAGAAACUCACCUGUGUUAUUGUUCGCCUCCUGCACUCCAUUCGGGUUUUUUUAUGUAGACCUGUCCAUUGGUUGUAUUAAUUUAAUGUAAAUUGUUCACCUUAUUGUUUUAUUUUAUUUUAUUUUUCAAUUAAAAUCUAAUAUUUCUCCUUA
Fundulus heteroclitus (mummichog) is the source of this 5973-nucleotide messenger RNA. It is a transcript of the gene inppl1a, whose product is annotated as inositol polyphosphate phosphatase-like 1a. The record is from RefSeq and is a predicted model, not a curated record. Gene Ontology annotation, biological process: phosphatidylinositol dephosphorylation. NCBI's taxonomy places the organism in Eukaryota, Metazoa, Chordata, Actinopteri, Cyprinodontiformes, Fundulidae. Gene Ontology annotation, molecular function: phosphatase activity; protein binding. Bases 338 to 4078 code for a protein of 1246 amino acids. The transcript is spliced from 27 exons.